GCAGCAUUUUUGGAAAAGGGGAUGUCUUGUGCAACAUGGUAAAGUUUAAAAACACAUUUUCACUUCCCUCUUUUAGGUAUAAAGGAAUUUGCCUCAAACAGUUUCAUACAAGCGACCAUCACAAUGGACACAGUCAUUCCCCUGCUGGUUCUAGUUAUUUCAUCCCUAACAAAGUUUGUGGUGCCUGAAGAUCCCCCCUCGUUCAAUGCUGUAGUGGAGUUGGUGACAAAGGAGCAGAGGGUUUUCUCUGGGGAAAGCGUCCGGCUCAGAUGCAACUUGACUGACAAGCGUACCACGUCGUGGGGUUACACGUGGUUUAGGGGAUCUGAGGAGCUACCACAACGUGAGCAAGACUUACAUUUGUGGAAAGCCAGAGUUCAGGAGAGUGGGAAAUACUAUUGUCAGGGAUGGAAGGAAACAGGUGUAGGAAAUAUAUACACCCGCCGAAGUCUGCCUGUGGAGAUCAAGGUGGAUGGAGGGUGGGCUUUCCUGCAAUACCAACCUCAUCCUGUCCUCGUUGGAGACACCCUGCAGAUCACGUGUCGCGUCCGCCUUAACCCCCAACUGGAAGAAGUGUUUCUGUACAAAGACGGCGUUGAAGUUAUGAGACAAAAGGAUCCUCGCUUCCACUUAACUAACGCCACCCUUGACGACCAAGGGGAUUAUUCCUGCAGGGCGUCCUGGGACAUAAACAGACAAACGCGCUCUGUGAUUUCAUCUGAUGUUCCAGUGCAGGUCUCAGAGGUUCUGACCGAGCCUGUUCUGGAGGCUGUCAGCGUGUCAAAGGAUAAAGUCAAGCUCAUUUGCCACGUCCAGUACAACGCUCGUGCCCCCGCGCCUCCUGUAAACUACUAUUUCUACAAGAACAACAAUCGCCUGGGAGUAGCAACCUCUGAGAACCAAAAGGUGGUGCUAAGCGCUCCCGGCCUGUACAGCUGCAGGGCCAGGGUGCCACAGCUGGACAUCUCCAGGUGGAGCGAGCCCACAGAGUUUGGACAGUGACAGGUGCUUCAAAGUGAAUGGCAGUGCUGCAUGCGCUCACCGUAGGCUGACGCCCUCAUCUUACUGCUAAAUUGUGUGAAAUGCUGCACAGACAUUGGACAGUGUCACCUUGUCUUUGGUCCAGUAGGACGGAGGAUGAGGCCUCAGCCUGUCUGUGUCAGUGUCUCUGCCUGCCUGCAGGCUCCUCCACUGACUCUCCAGGUCUAUUUGAUACCUCUGCUUCUCCGAUUUGGAUUCCUCAAGCGAGGACGCAGCACAUUUUCCGACGCCUUCUCAGCCACAACCUAGUUUUUCAACCAAACUGCUGCUGAAUCACUCAGACCGUCUGAGGAACCUGCGUUGCUCCAGCCGCUGUCUCAUCUUCAGGCGUUGGCUUGCUUUUCACACGGCUGCAGACUGUAUCUCAGUAAUAACAUUCACAUCAUUCAUUUUCAGCCUAAUCACGCAUAUGUUUCACUUUGUAACAUAAACAAGUAUCACAAUUAUUGCAAUAUUCAUUAAAGCAAAUAAAGCAUUAAAAAUGA
Betta splendens (Siamese fighting fish) is the source of this 1526-nucleotide messenger RNA. RefSeq names its product high affinity immunoglobulin epsilon receptor subunit alpha-like. Gene Ontology annotation, biological process: cell surface receptor signaling pathway. Lineage: Eukaryota; Metazoa; Chordata; Actinopteri; Anabantiformes; Osphronemidae. The record is from RefSeq and is a predicted model, not a curated record. Gene Ontology annotation, molecular function: transmembrane signaling receptor activity. Bases 124 to 1002 code for a protein of 292 amino acids. The transcript has 5 exons.